This is a messenger RNA of Piliocolobus tephrosceles (Ugandan red Colobus), 1128 nucleotides long. It is a transcript of the gene GMNN, whose product is annotated as geminin DNA replication inhibitor. Gene Ontology annotation, cellular component: nucleus. Gene Ontology annotation, biological process: negative regulation of DNA replication; negative regulation of cell cycle. The record is from RefSeq and is a predicted model, not a curated record. The transcript has 7 exons. Bases 199 to 828 code for a protein of 209 amino acids. Lineage: Eukaryota; Metazoa; Chordata; Mammalia; Primates; Cercopithecidae.
CUGCGUCAGUUGGUCACGUGGUUGUUCGGAGCUGGGGAGCGGAGUUGGUAGGGCUUUACUGCAGAGCGCGCCGGACACUCCAGCGACAGUGGGGAUCAGCGUAGGUGAGCUGUGGCCUUUUUCCAGGUGCUGCAGCAACAGCGUUCGCUACAAGGAUUGAGCGUCUCCACCCAUCUUCUGUGCUGCACCAUCUACAUAAUGAAUCCCAGUAUGAAGCAGAAACAAGAAGAAAUCAAAGAGAAUGUAAAGAAUAGUUCUGUCCAAAGAAGAACUCUGAAGAUGAUUCAGCCGUCUGCAUCUGGAUCUCUUGUUGGAAGAGAAAAUGAGCUGUCCACAGGCUUGUCCAAAAGGAAACAUCGGAAUGACCAAUUAACAUCUACAACUUCCAGCCCUGGGGUUAUUGUCCCAGAAUCUAGUGAAAAUAAAAAUUUUGGGGGAGUCACCCAGGAGUCAUUUGAUCUUAUGAUUAAAGAAAAUCCAUCCUCUCAAUAUUGGAAAGAAGUGGCAGAAAAACGGAGGAAGGCGCUGUAUGAAGCACUUAAGGAAAAUGAGAAACUUCAUAAAGAAAUCGAACAAAAGGACAAUGAGAUUGCCCGCCUGAAAAAGGAGAAUAAAGAAUUGGCAGAAGUAGCAGAACAUGUACAGUAUAUGGCAGAGCUAAUAGAGAGACUGAAUGGUGAACCUCUGGAUAACUUUGAAUCACUGGAUAAUCAGGAAUUUGAUUCUGAAGAAGAAACUGUUGAGGAUUCUGUAGGGGAAGACUCAGAAAUUGGCACAUGUGCUGAAGGAAUUGUAUCUUCCUCUACGGAUGCAAAGCCAUGUAUAUGAAAUGCAUUAAUAUUUGACUGUUGAGAAUUUUACUGCCAAAGUUUACCUCCACUAGUUCUUUGUAGCAGAGUACGUAACUACAUAAUGCCAAUUCUGGAAUCAAGCUUCCUUGUUUGAAUCCUGGGACCCUAUUGUAUUAAAGUACAAAUACUAUGUAUUUUUAAUCUAUGAUGGUUUAUGUAAAUAGGAUUUUCUCAGUUGUCAGCCAUGACUUAUGUAUAUUACUAAAUAAACUUCAAACUCCUGUUGAACAUUGUGUAUAACUUAGAAUAAUGAAGUAUAAGGAGUAUGUGUAGAAAA